AUGGAUAUCAAAACAUUUAGAAAUAUAUUCAAUAAUAGAUUUAUCAUUAAAACUAUAGUCGAUCAAAUGAAGAAACUUAGAAGUGCACAACUAUUUGCACCAAGUUCAUCUAGUCGACCAAGAUACUAUCGAUACUCUGAAUUCAAUGAUAUAGGAGCACUACUUUCAACAAAAGAGUCAACCAAUCUACUCAGAUACAAGUUUGCACGUGGUGAUACAAGUAAACUUACUUUUGAUCCAAAAUAUAGGUUUUACUUUGUACUCUUUCAAGUUGAAGAUAUAUCAUUGCAACACCAGAUCAUCUACUUUUUGGGUGAUGCUUUCUAUCUCAAUGCAUUCUGCUAUAUGAGGUCGAUAAAUAUGCAUCACAGUGUAUUCAUUAGAUUAUUGGACUAUUAUCGAGUAAAUAAUAUUGAAUUGGAAGAUGAUAUGAUGGAAAAAGAGUACCAUGCGAAACUGCCCAUUGUCAUGUCGAUAGAAUGCUAUCAAUCUCUAUUGGGACCAAACAAAUCAAUGUCACAUAUUUUCCAAAUUCCAGAUUCAUUCUUUUUGGUGGCCAAUCAAGAUUUAAUUAAUCUAGUCAAACUAUCGGAUCCUGAUCAAGCAGCAAUACUAUUUCAAACGUGUAACUUCCAGGUGGUAUUGGACAAAUAUUUUAGAACUCCUUAUAUUGGAAAAUGGGGAUAUCUGUCACAGGUAGUCGAGACUGCAGCCAGAGUCUUCAAUGAUUAUCCGGAUUAUUAUAUCGAUGAACCAAUGGAGCUUUCAAAAAGGAGAUUAGUAUAUGGAAAUCUAUUGGAAUCAGAAUCAUUGGAAAAGAUUGAUAUGUUGGUGUUGUUGGAUAUGUGUGUUUUGUAUUCACUGGUUGUAGACACUUCAAAUGGGUUUAUGGAUGCUAUAUAUUCACUCGACGAUAUCAAGUUGAUUCGUUUGGUGUUGGGUCACCCAACCAUAACAAGAUUUCAAGAACCACUCACCCAGUAUGGGAGCCAUGCCACUGGAUUUGAAACAUUCAAACAAAUGUUUUCCAUUCCAACUUUAAAAGAUCAUCUUUGGCAAUGUGCAGCCAACACACUCGAAAAAGUACAGUAUAUGCAUAGAGAGAUGGGUUAUCAGUUCGAUGGAUACUCACUAUCAACAGUUUGCAAGUGGAAAAACAGAGAUGUAUUUUACUAUGUUCUCGAUAACAUUCGCAUAGCUGACAAGUCACCUGGAUUCCUAGAUCCAUAUCAAGAUGAUAUAUACCAAGAAUUACAAGGACCGUUUAUCGACCUUAUCGAACAUUUGGUUAAACUUGGAUAUCUCACUAUUGUUCCAUUUAUUCAUUGCUAUCCAUUUUUACAAAGCAAACUUCUUCGAUCACUAUGUUGUCCCGCCAACCUAGACCUAAAUAUUGCAUCAACAAUAGUAUUUUGUCAUGUCACAACAUUAUUUUAUACAAUAUCUGAAACAUCAAAACAUGGCAUGAUCGACACACUCCAAGAUAUUUUCGAUGCCUUCUGGCAGGUUUUUAUAACCUACAGCAUUGCUGCCCGAGAAUGUCUGACUCUUUUGGUUGGCAAUGCAUCCAAAACUCACCAUUUGAUGGUUAGAUUACUUGGUAUUGUUGAUGAUGGCAAUCCAAUGGAAUUACUCAAGAUGGUUGCAGAGGGAGAUGGAGGUGGAGUAGAGACUACACUAUACCUAUUAAACAAACAACUAGUUGGAAAGGAAACAAUACAAGAGACUGAUAUGGUUGAAAUAUUAAACAAAUUUGUUGGUAAAGGACACCUUGAAGAGUUUAUUCAAACUAUGACAUUCCUCCAUCAAAAAAAGUACAACAAAUUACUCCAUCAAUUGGUCAACAAGAUCAAUAUUGGCAAUGCAUUUUAUGAUAGUGAUAAUCCAUUUAUUGAAUAUUAUAUGCGUCUCCAUUAUCUAUACAAAGAUUCUGGUCACAGACGUCGAUCUUUUAUCAAUGUAUUCAAAUUCAAGAGUCUUAGACAAAUGAUUAAAAUGCUGGUUGGAAAUAGUCAGUUUAUUUUUGUCCAACAUCUCAUUGACAAGUAUGAUCAACGUGCCAACAUCACCGCCAUUCUCGAAACAUCACCUCAUCGAGAUUCAUAUAUAUUCCUUGAAUAUUCUAAAUUAAUAAAGUUGAUUCAUUAA
This is a messenger RNA of Cavenderia fasciculata, 2148 nucleotides long. RefSeq lists its product as uncharacterized. The transcript has a single exon. NCBI's taxonomy places the organism in Eukaryota, Evosea, Eumycetozoa, Acytosteliales, Cavenderiaceae. The record is from RefSeq and is a predicted model, not a curated record. The coding region runs from base 1 to 2148 and encodes 715 amino acids.